CAAACGUUAGAAAACGGUGAAAUUAACAAACGGCUGUUUUAGAAGGUGCAGGUCGCUAAGGAAACGACGGCUAAUGCUGCUAAGCAAUUACUGAGCCGAUAUAGCGACACAGGGUGCUUGAAUUUCACACGAAGAACAUUUAUCUACUUUAAUUAUUGUGCAAUCCAGUGAAGGGCAAUUUCAGUGAUCUGACCAUGCGACGGAGCCCAAGGAGACCCCUGAUUCUGAAAAGAAGAAAACUACCGUUUCAGCAAAAUGAACCAACUCCAGCUGACAAACACAACCAAUCCUGUGCCUCGGGCUCUGGGGAGCCACUUAAACCAGCAGCCAGCCAGUGCCUCCCUCGUGGUAUCCCUAUCAUGGAUCACCCUUCCAUGUCCAACACUCAGGUGGUUGUCAUCCCCAAAGAGGCAGAUCUACAAAGCAUCAUCGGUGCUCUCACUGCAAAGGGCAAAGAGAGUGGUGCCCAAGGCCCAAAUAAGUUCAUCCUUCUCAGUGAGAGUGUCAGUAGGGGCAAUGGUUCUUUCUGUCAGGCUUCUGCCAAAGAGGAGUCAUCUUCUGCAGGGAGUACAGCUGAACAACCAGUGAAAUCAGAGACUAUCCACAAUUUGCAUGAUCAAUUUCUCACUGGAACUCAGUCACAUGGAAGUUGCGGUCCCCUAGAUGACAGCCUCACCAAUAUCCAGUGGCUGGGCAGAAUGAACACGAGUGCCUUGGAACCAGAUCUUGCAAAUAAGUUUGCUGAUCAGGAGAACAAGCUUCAAGCACCGCAAAAUUUACAGGCCCAAAGUACACAUUCAAACCCAGAAGGUGCCCAUCAGCCCGCAUUAGAGAGGCCACCAUACUCCUACACCGCCAUGAUCCAGUUUGCCAUCAACAGCAGGAAGAACAGGGGGAUGACACUGAAAGAUAUUUACACGUGGAUCGAGGACCAUUUCCCUUAUUACAGAGAAGUGGCCAAACCAGGAUGGAAGAAUUCCAUACGACACAAUCUUUCUCUGCAUGACAUGUUCAUCCGUGAGAGGUCGCCAGAUGGAAAAACCUCUUUCUGGACUAUUCGACCAGAUAUCAAUCGGUGCCUCACUCUUGAUCAGGUUUAUAGGCCUUGUUGUGAUCCGGGGACCGUUUCUUCUCCUGUGCCAAUGCUUUCAUGUCCCCACCAACAAGAAAAGAAGAAUAUAGCUGCUGCAAGAAAAGCACCAUCUUCCUCUGAGAGGAGGAUGAAACCACUUCUGCCCCGUACAGAUUCUUACUUGGUUCCCAUCCAGCUCCCCAUUGCCCCCCCUGCAUAUCUGCAAUCCUUGUCUGGCUCUUAUGGAAACACUGGCUCCAAGCAUAAACAAAAUGCCUCACGGGGGACCAAGAGAGUCCGCAUAGCUCCGAAGGUGACAAGUAGCGACACCCCAGCUGUGGGUCUACCUCCUCAGAAAGAUCUGAAGGUGGAACCUGUAAACGUUCCGAUAAAACGUGAGACACGCAAAUCUCCUCCAAAGACACAGUCCAGCAGCUCCCGCCGCAAACAGAGUCUGGUGAACUCUCUGCAGGACGAGCCCAUUCUCCUUUGCCCUGAUAGCAGCUUCUUUGACUCUGGUGUAGUGUCAGAUGUUUCCACCUUCCAGGACAUGAGAGAAGCUGAUAUAAAUAAGCGGCAGCCCAUACAGGGCAGCCCCGCACGGGAACUAUACUUCAAGACUCCGAUAAAAAGUCACAGCCAUUUGAGCUCCUCUACCCCAAGCAAGCCUCUACCUAAUGUUACACUCGAACCCUGGAAAGUAACCCCCGUUGGAAAAGGUGGCCAGAGCACCCUGGACUUUAGUCCUAUUCGCACACCAGGUGGUCCUGUAGUCACGCCCCGACAGGACUACUCCACCUUCAGCUUCAGCAGUUCUCCCUUCAUAGAGCUGCCUCUGUUCAAUUCUCCCAGCGAGCUGCUCAAUCCUACUUCCUGCAGAGUCCAGCCAAUAGAUUUCCCCACUGAACUGCAGCAGGCAGGAGCCGCUGCUGCGUCACCAUCUAACCGCUCCAUCACAGAGGGCCUCAUACUGGACACCAUGAACGAUAGCCUGAGCAAGAUACUGGUGGACGUUGGCUUCUCUGCCCUGGACGAUGAAGACCUGGAUACUGCUAACAUCAGCUUGUCUGAGUUCUUUGGUCAGUUUAUUUAGCCUGACGGCUAAAACGCUAAAAAUCUGAUGUUGAACACUAAAGGACACACAGACUGACCCAGCAAAGCAGAUGUAAAUGUGUCUCAAAUGUUCCUGAGGGAGGAGUGUUUUUUACAAGCUAGUUUGAGGAUCAUAUCUGAAAUCUACCAAUUCAGUCUUUGUUGUAUUUGACAGUUUAUAUGAAUCUGGAGGUGUGUGAUGAACCUCAGAAUAUUUGUGUUUAGUAUGAUUUCUGUGUGACGAUAAUUUAUUAUUUUAAUUCAGUGCAAAUAAAGUAUUCAGUAGAUACCAUCUACACCAAGGUAUCGCAUGAUGCCAGUAAAUUUUAUGUUUAAAGGACCUUUUGAUUGGCAAAUUGCAGCUUGACAAGCGACUGCACUCAUUCAUCUUCCGCACUGUAUUUGUAUUUUUAACUUUUUCAUGUUUGCACAUGCUUUGCUCUUUUUUUUAGCUGAUUCUACCUGCCUUACUGUCUCAAAUAUAUUUGAUCAAUACGAGCUUUAGCAGGCGGGUCUGAUUAACAGGAUUACUGACCUUCUGUAUGUGUGAAAUUCUUCAAAGUUUUAUGUAACAUUUUGGUUUUUUUUUUUCAGUUAUCCACUCUGCAUACCUGUCACUUAAGAGAGCUGCAUGAGAAGAAAACUAUUUAAAUGUAUACAUAUCUUGAUUUGCACAUUAUAAUAUAUGAUUUACAGUUUCAGUUGCGUAUUAGAUUAGCUGUUUAGAAAGCUUUGUAAUUGCAUUCCAAUGUCUUGUGAACAAACUUAGACCAGCAAUAAAAAAGUAUUACUAAAAAGUAGCAUUAACAGCAA
Girardinichthys multiradiatus is the source of this 2977-nucleotide messenger RNA. It is a transcript of the gene foxm1, whose product is annotated as forkhead box M1. NCBI's taxonomy places the organism in Eukaryota, Metazoa, Chordata, Actinopteri, Cyprinodontiformes, Goodeidae. Gene Ontology annotation, biological process: G2/M transition of mitotic cell cycle; regulation of DNA-templated transcription. The transcript has 9 exons. Bases 195 to 2165 code for a protein of 656 amino acids. Gene Ontology annotation, molecular function: sequence-specific DNA binding; DNA-binding transcription factor activity. The record is from RefSeq and is a predicted model, not a curated record.